CAAAUCACACCCAUUUGGUUUGCUGUGUUCAGUGACUGAAAAGCUAUCAAAAGACAGCCAACUACUUUGGUCAAAUCGCUUGACGUGAAUCGUCUAUAAUGGACUACCAACAUGUUCUGGUCUAUUUCAUGUGGACUUUCACUGCAGUUUCUGCAGAAGAUGUGAAAUAUUUCCUGACGGGUCAGGACAUACACUUCAUGCCAUCCAUCUCUGAACGACCUAUUGAAUCUAUCUGGGUACAUAAUGACAAUGAUGUGGUAUGGUUUACUGGCACGGAGGACUAUGUGCCUUCUUCAUACAAGAACAGAAUCACUCUGGACCGAGUCUCUGCAGAACUCACCAUCAAAAACGCCACAUAUGAAGACAGUGGAGACUAUCUCCUAGAAAUGAACAUAAACAACGAACCUCGUACUUUGCUGUAUAGAAUUGAAGUUAUAGACAAAGUAUCCAAACCCAACAUAUCCUGUGAGAUGAGCGACACAAAGCAGGCGACACUUGUGUGCUCAACAGAGUCCAAACAUCCUCAUUUAUUAAAGUUGAAGUGGAGCUCACCAGGAAAGGAGCAGACUGGACCAAAUUUAACAAUAACUGUCAGGAAUGAAGAUGAUGAUCAAGUUUAUCGUUGUGAUGUCAGCAACCCUCUGACCAAUGAAACGGCUUCAUUCACCGCUAAGGACUGCUUCCUGGGUAAAAGAUCAGAGGCUCGACGGAUUGUCAACCUAAACUGUACCUUCAUUCUGUUCAUCAUCUGUUGUUGUAUUUUAUACAUCAAACGUCAAUAUCUAAAAGCAUGUUUUGAUAAAUAUAUUUGGAACAGACGACCAAGUGCAGUAAAAGUGUCCAAAGAGCGUGAUGAAAAGACAUCCUUCUUAGACCAAGUACUCACUCUUCCCUCCAACUCAGGAUUGAACGUGUUGACUGAGGAUAAGGAGAUGGAUUCAGAAGGAGCCAUGCGACUCUCUGCUUCUGUUCAUGCACGUCAUUCCUCUUCAACACGCUUAAACUCAUUCACUGGGAGGAGGGAGUCUGCAUACAGAAAUGAGGGUACUGUGUGGCACUGAACACCACAAAAACCAAGGAACUCAUCUUUGACUUCAGGAAAAACACCGCCCCUUUCUACAUCAACAGCGAGCAGGUGGAGAGAGUCAGCUCUUUCAGGUUUCUCGGCACCCCCAUAUCUGCUGACCUCUCCUGGACCCCAAAUAUCAAUCAAUCAAUCAAUGUUUACUUAUAUAGCCCUAAAUCACUAGUGUCUCAAAGGGCUGCACAAACCACAACUGCGGUCAUCCGGAAGGCCCAGCGGAGACUCCACUUCCUGAGGGUGCUGAGGAAGAAAAAACUGGAUGGUGACCUUCUAUCGCUCGGCUGUCGAGAGCCAGCUGACGUACUGCAUAACAGCGUGGUACGCCAGCCGCACUGAAGCAGAUAAAAAGGCGAUUCAGAGGGUCAGAAACUCUGCACAAAAAAAAAUCAUCGGCUGCCCCCCUCCCCUCCCUGAAGGAUUUACACAACUCCCGUUGCCUCAACAAAGCAAAACCACAUUACCAAGGACAGCACACACCCGGGCUUCCACCUGUUCCACCUGCUACCACCAGGCAGGCGCUACAGGUGCAUCAGAGCCAUGACAAACAGGCUCAGAGACAGCUUCACUAUCUUGAACUUAACCUUAUAAUAGAUUAUUCACCCCUACACAGCAUCCUACCCUGAUACCCUACUGUGCAAUAUUACCCUUUGAGCGCAAUACGUCCGACACCGAUUGUCAUUACUUAUUACUCCAAUACUCUUGUUUUGCUCUGUAUAUUGUACAGUAUUGUGUAUAUUGUAUAUUGUACAGGAUUGCUUAUUGUUUGUAUUGGAUAGUAGUCCAUUUAUUUCAAUUCCUAUUUUGUAUCUUUAUUACUUCUUAUGUGAUUUAUUUUCAUUCCAUAUUUCUUUCCACUGCCACAUCUUAAAUUGGAGUCCUUAAUCUCAUUAUAUGCAGAUAUAAUGACAAUAAAGUCCAUUCUAUUCUAUUGUAACCCCUGUGCCACCAUGCAUCAACUUACAAUAUUCUAACUUCCCUCCCCAGAAGAAUAGGCCAUUUUCCACAAGGAACUUUUUCAGGAACUUUCCCACUUACCCGAGUACAUAAAGUGUAGUAAAUGAAUGAAUGAAUGACGGAGUCUCACUUGUCUGUGAAGCACUUUGAGUGUCAAGAAACACGCUACUGUAUAUAAAUCUAAUCCAUUAUUAAAGCUUAUUUACCUGAUGUUGUAUGCUUUUACUAUUUACAUUAAAUAUCCACGGAAUGUAAUAUAAAUAUAACAUCUCAGAUUAUAUUUGUCAUUUCAGAGCCAGGACUAUUUCCUGAGCUCUGUCAUGUAAAUUUAAAUUGAAGGUCAUUAAAUGUGUCAUGCUGUAUAUUUCAGUGUUUGUUUAUCAAGUUUCUAUUAGAAAUAUGAUGUACAGUAUCAUAUACAUUAACAUGACAGAUCAUGUACAUUUGUGAUGUAAUCAAAUAAACUGAUGUCUGACGCUCA
This is a messenger RNA of Nerophis ophidion (straightnose pipefish), 2519 nucleotides long. RefSeq names its product CD48 antigen-like. The record is from RefSeq and is a predicted model, not a curated record. Lineage: Eukaryota; Metazoa; Chordata; Actinopteri; Syngnathiformes; Syngnathidae. The transcript has 7 exons. Bases 99 to 1061 code for a protein of 320 amino acids.